Messenger RNA from Aplosporella prunicola CBS 121167, 900 nucleotides. RefSeq lists its product as uncharacterized. Gene Ontology annotation, biological process: vesicle fusion with Golgi apparatus; endoplasmic reticulum to Golgi vesicle-mediated transport. Gene Ontology annotation, cellular component: trans-Golgi network; membrane. The record is from RefSeq and is a predicted model, not a curated record. The transcript has 3 exons. NCBI's taxonomy places the organism in Eukaryota, Fungi, Ascomycota, Dothideomycetes, Botryosphaeriales, Aplosporellaceae. The coding region runs from base 1 to 900 and encodes 299 amino acids.
AUGGCCAACUACUACCAGCAGCCUCCCGCAGGCUACGGCGCCCCAGCCGCGCAGAAUCUCAACUUCUACCAGUCCUCAUAUUCGGCGCAACCCGUCUCCGGCCAUUCGACUCCCUUCCAGGCAUACAGUGGCGGCGCGCAAGCAGCUGCCUACCCGGCGGCUGGAUAUGGCGGCAACAUGGGAUUUGGCGGACCCGCGGGCGUGAGUGGCCGUAUGGGCGAGCAGGGAGGACUCAGGACAGGUUGGCUGGCGGCGUUCGGCACUGAGGGCUAUGAUGGCGAGCCGCCAUUGCUGGAGGAGCUAGGUGUCAACUUUGGGCACAUUAAGAUGAAGACUCUUACGGUCCUGAAUCCACUCGCGAGGAUAGACCAGCACAUCAUGGACGACUCCGACUUGGCCGGUCCGAUACUGUUCUUCUUGUUGUUCGGUACAUUUCUGCUCUUUUCCGGCAAGGUCCACUUCGGCUACAUCUACGGCCUUGCGCUUCUGGGAAGCACCUCGCUCCACUGGAUCCUCGCCCUCAUGUCUCCGCCGCUCGAUUCCACCACCAGCGCCCCGCAUCCUUCAGUUCCCGGCACGCACGUCUCGCACUUCAGCUCGACGCUGACGUUCCCGCGUUCCGCUUCCGUGUUGGGCUACUGCCUCCUGCCGCUGGUCCUGACCAGCAUGAUUGGCAUCGCCGUGCCCAUGGACGGCCUGUUCGGAUACAUACUUACGACGGGGGCCAUUCUGUGGUGCACAUACAGCAGCAGCGCCAUGUUCUGUGCUGUUGGUAGAAUGACGGGAAUGAGGGGUCUAGUCGCGUACCCCCUUGGACUGUUCUACGUGGGCUUCGGUAUCAUGGGCAUUUUCAGCAGCAGAGGCACGGGCAGUCUGGCGGCGAAGACAGCGGGCGCGUAG